Messenger RNA from Habropoda laboriosa, 1783 nucleotides. RefSeq lists its product as uncharacterized. Lineage: Eukaryota; Metazoa; Arthropoda; Insecta; Hymenoptera; Apidae. The coding region runs from base 198 to 1709 and encodes 503 amino acids. The transcript is spliced from 10 exons. The record is from RefSeq and is a predicted model, not a curated record.
UCGGAGCAGGUGAUAUGUCGCUGUUCGCCUGUUGCAUACGUCGGGUGAGUUUUGUUAUUCCCGCCCGCAGACAGUCAUUCGACACGAUCCAUCUGUUGCGUUACACGGGACCGCACUUACCGGGAAUAGGAUUGCGUUAACUUGUGCGAACGAUUCCGACGGAAAACGUUGUUCCAGCGAGAUUGAAUCAACGGAGAAUGGACGAGGCACGGCAGCAAGCGUUACUGAAGGAACCGCCGGAAAUAUCGUGGGAGAACACUCUGGGCGCGCCAGACGGCGUACCUUUCGACGAGGACACGAAAGAGCUGUUGAGAAAAUGCAUCGACGUCUCGACACCGACGCCCACCACACUGCCGCAAAUCAUCAAGCGAAGCGAGGCAUUCCCAAUAAACUUUCCGAUUAACACGACAAGAUGUUCGGCGCUGAGGGACAGAGGAGUUAGCACGAACAUCCUCGAGAUGAACGCGAAUUCGGUUUAUCCGCUGGUACACGAGGCGAUGUUACCACUUCUCGCCCGAUGGUUGAAACACAAACGAAUAUACGGCAGCGCUAUUGAAAGAGCGAUGUACAAGGACAUGGGAUUGGUACAGUUCAUUCAUCGUUUGUUGGAAAAACGAGCUGUUCAUUUCUAUGGCUCUGACGAUCGAUGGAAACUGAUCGAUGGUAAGACAGGAGUGGAGGGAUGGGAGAAUGUUGGUACUGAUCACGAAAAAGAACCCCUGGUGUUGACAAAAUGUUUAUCGUACGACGAGAUCAAAUUGUCAGCGAUGAUGGCGAUGUCUUCCCACACCGAAUUCAUAAAUGACGGCGCGCGAGAGAAUAGAGGCGUCGUGAGUACCGAUCCAGACUCCGUACAGCCGAGAGGAGUCAUUAUAGGUGUCGUGGGAGCAAGAUUCAAACGACCACGCGCCAUGGAAUACCAAGACAUUCUUAUUACUCCUCUGCAAAACACUGUGGAGAACGGAUUCGGACCGCCUACGAGUGGAAGUCCGGAAGAGCUUCACGGGAUGCGCGCUUUGUGGGCGAAAUUCUACGGCGAAGAUUACCACCCUCUGUACGAUGAAGCGUUGAAACGGCUGAAAUCGAAAGAGAACAAGAGAUACCUUACUUUGACCACUCAAACGAUCUUCGACAUCGAGAAUUACAUGAAGAGAACACUGCUCACCGUUGAAAUUAUACUUCUCGAGGCGAACACGCGUGCGGAGAAGCAAAACACGACCGCUUUCUUGCACGUCGUUGGCUUUGGUCUCGGGGUAUGGAGAGUAAUUCAAGACCAAGAGGUGUACUUCCUCAAAACGUUCGAGAUCGCCUUAAGAAAGAUGAACAAGAAGCUGAGAUACGUGUCCGAUAUAAUGUUCGCGUACUUCCAUCAGCAGAAAUGCGGCGACGCCGGAAACGGCGACUACCUCGGAGAUAUAAAGAUUCACUUCGCUCUCAGAGAACCGCACAGCAGACUGUUCCGAGCCUCAGACACGAACAAGCUUCUCGUGGUGACGUACGCGUGGGACGGAAACGCGUUGCCAGGAAACGAAUUCUGGGGCGGAUGCCUGUCGUCGAGCGGAGAUCCUGCAGCCGCUUGCAGUACUCAAAUCGCGGAAUUGCACACAUCCAGAAUAAAUCCUCGAGCUUGUGGCGCCAGCUUGCACAUUGCGUCCGCACAGCAUGGUAUUUUGCACGUAUCGGACUACUCUAAGCUUCAUAUUGCUUAGGAAAGGGCUGGCCCAAUGGGCACCGGUCAACGAAGACCAUCACGAUCUCCUCGUAGUCAGAGGAGUCGUAGCGC